Oppiella nova is the source of this 1419-nucleotide messenger RNA. The record is from the annotation of a GenBank genome assembly. NCBI's taxonomy places the organism in Eukaryota, Metazoa, Arthropoda, Arachnida, Sarcoptiformes, Oppiidae.
AUGACUCGUUUUAUGGGUUGGGUUUGUAAUAGUAAAGGGUGUCUGGGUUUGGGUCACGGAUUUGGUUUAUCAUUGGAUAUGACUUUGUGUUGGCUAUCAACGAGGACAACCAUGUGUGUUGGUUGGGGUCGCAAUGAUCGGGAACAGUGUGGUAGAGGUGUGACACCGGACAGCGAUAUAGUGUAUGGUAUGGGCGCUAAUAACCUGGGUUGUCUGGGUUUGGCUGACAAACAUAAUGUCCAAACACCAGAGAUUAUACAAGAAUUAUGUGGACAACGGAUCCGAGAGUUUAUCACUGGAUAUGACUUUGUGUUGGCUAUCAAUGAGGACAACCAUGUGUUCAGUUGGGGACACAACGAGAGGGGACAGUUAGGCAGAGAUGUGACACAAUUUGGUAAAUAUUUAACACCGGAUUUUAUAUCAUAUAUGAAUGACAUUAAUAUCGCACACGUAUGUUGCGGUCAUCAACACUCCCUGGCCCUCACCACCGAUGGACAGGUGUACGGGUGGGGCAGUAAUUUCUGUGGACAACAUUUUCUGUUCGCCAUUCAACUCAUUUGCCAUUACUAUGGAGGGACAGUAAAUGAACAAGAUAGUCGUACAGAUGAGGCACCAGAUCUUUCAUCGAUAUUACGAAACGAUUCGUUUAAAAAUCAUUACAAAAGUCUAUUCUCCGAGAUGUCGAUCAUAGGUUCGGGCGGUUUUGGGACAGUAGUUAAAGUGAAGCAAAUAUUAGAUGAACACAUAUAUGCCGUCAAAAGGGUCGAGUUUCAAAAUUUUACCGACGAGUAUAAGAAAAGGAUUCUCAGAGAAGUGAAAAACUUAGCGAAAGUUCGCUCGGAAUUUGUUGUUCAGUAUUUCAAUUCGUGGGUCGAAGUGAACGUACUAUAUAUUCAGAUGGAGUUCUGUUCACAGAAUUUAAGGAAUAUUCUUAAAGUUAAAUCACAAGUAUUUGGUCGACAGUUAGGCGAACCUAUGGUUUGUGUCGAGUAUUUCAUUUCGUGUGAAAUAUUCCGUCAAAUCUUAGAAAGUGUUCAGUUUUUGCAUGAAUUGAAUCCACAGAUUAUUCACAGAGACCUCAAACCAGAAAACAUAUUAAUCGCUGAAAAUGUAAGGAACGGUAGAUUUAUUAAGUUAUGCGACUUUGGUUUGGCUACAGUUCACCACAAAGACACCCAUUACAUGACACGUGAUAAACAUUCUACAGGUGUGGGCACAAUAAAAUACCAAGCUCCUGAAAUAUCUCAGGGAAACAAAUAUGGACAUAAAGUAGACAUUUAUAGUCUGGCAAUAAUUGGUUCAGAAAUAUUUGAAUUGGAUUUAUUUUAUACCGACCCUGAUAAUUCUGAAAGCAUUUACUCCGGGAAUGAAAUGCUAAACACAAAAGCCCGACUGUUCACUAGUAUUGAACAAAUCUAA